Molecule: messenger RNA, 324 nt
Organism: Kwoniella botswanensis
Lineage: Eukaryota; Fungi; Basidiomycota; Tremellomycetes; Tremellales; Cryptococcaceae
Exons: 1
Coding region: 1-324 (107 amino acids)
Source: RefSeq, a predicted model, not a curated record
AUGCCUUACUCGGAUACUUUCGAUCGAAGACCAUGGUUCAAACCUCUCGACGAGGACAGAAGGAAAGCGCUAAUCCACAAGGCGGCAGAGCAAGAUAUGAUCAACCUCAAAGAUAUUUUAGCUAGAAAUAUCGGUGAUGAAGAUGCCAUAAAAACGUUUGUGGAAAAAGAGAAUCCAAGCUGGAGUGGCAUUUUCAAUUUUCACGAUAAGAAUCAAACGAUCUAUGCUACUUGGUCAGCUAAGAAUGACAGUAGGGGAGUGAUCUGUUCUGAUAAAGGGAGUGAGGUAAGAGGUGAUCUGUCAGUAGUGUCUCCGGACCCUUGA